GACGAGAUCCCUCAUCUCGUUAUAUUACCCAAAUCAAGAGGGCAUAUAUGGAAACACAGAAGAAUAAUGCAAAACAGCAAAAGCAAAUUGAGCUGAACGGAGAGUAGCAGACCGGGACAGAACCCAAACCAACCAAACCACAACCAACGGCCGAACCGAAAGGAAGAAAGGAAUGGGGGAAAACCGGAAAAGGGAACUCUCAUCAUCAUCAUCCUCCCUAUCUCUCUCCUCUUCUCUUUCUCUCUCAUCGGCCGAAGGAGAAAACAAAAACAAAAUAAAAAAAUUUAGAAAGGAGGAGGAGGAGAGAGAGAGGGGAAAGGAAAGAAGGGAAGGUGGUGGUGGUGGGGGAGAGAGCUGGAAUCACAUGGUCUUGUUCUUCUUCCUUCUUCUUUGUCUUCGUCUCUCUCUCUCUCUCUCUCUCUUCCAUUCCUCCUCGUCGGCUCACCACUACACAAACUCUUUCCCUCCAAUGAUCUCCCUCUUACUGAUAUCGACUAAUUGACUGCCGACUCCCUUCUCUCUCUCUCUCUUCAUCUCACCAGCCAUGGCUGCUCCGGCCGACGAUAAGGAGAUUUCUGCCCAUGGCAAUGAUCCAGUCACGGGGCACAUUAUUUCCACCACAAUUGGGGGUAAAAAUGGAGAACCAAAGCAGACCAUCAGUUACAUGGCAGAGCGCGUUGUGGGGACUGGAUCGUUUGGUAUUGUUUUCCAGGCUAAAUGCUUGGAGACUGGGGAGACCGUGGCAAUUAAGAAAGUUCUACAGGACAGAAGAUACAAGAACCGUGAAUUGCAGCUGAUGCGAGUGAUGGAUCACGUCAAUGUGAUAUCCCUGAAGCAUUGCUUCUUCUCCACAACAAGCAACAAUGAGUUGUUUCUCAACUUGGUCAUGGAAUAUGUACCUGAAAGCAUGUAUCGGGUUCUAAAGCAUUACAGCAAUGCAAAACAGGCGAUGCCACUUAUUUAUGUCAAACUUUACGCAUACCAGAUUUUCAGAGGAUUGGCAUAUAUUCACAAUGUUAGUGGAGUUUGCCACAGGGAUUUGAAGCCUCAAAAUGUUCUGGUUGAUCCCCUCACUCACCAGGUGAAGCUUUGUGAUUUUGGGAGUGCAAAAGUGCUGGUGAAAGGUGAAGCAAACAUAUCCUACAUCUGCUCACGAUUCUAUCGAGCUCCUGAACUUAUAUUUGGAGCCACAGAGUAUACUACAUCAAUUGAUAUUUGGUCAGCUGGCUGUGUUCUUGCUGAGCUUCUUCUUGGCCAGCCAUUGUUUCCUGGAGAAAAUGCAGUAGACCAGCUUGUUGAGAUUAUUAAGGUUCUGGGCACUCCGACUCGAGAAGAAAUUCGCUGCAUGAACCCUAAUUAUACGGACUUCAGGUUCCCACAGAUAAAAGCCCACCCUUGGCACAAGGUUUUCCACAAAAGGAUGCCCCCAGAGGCGAUUGAUCUUACCUCUCGGCUGUUGCAAUACUCGCCAAGUCUUCGCUGUACAGCUUUGGAAGCAAUUGCCCAUCCAUUCUUUGAUGAACUUAGAGAUCCUAACGUUCGCCUACCAAAUGGCCGACCUGUGCCAACUCUCUUCAAUUUUAAGCAGGAGCUAAAUGGGGCUUCUCCUGAACUGGUUAACAAGUUGAUCCCAGAUCACGUCAAGAGGCAAAUGGGUCUAAACUUUAUGGCUGGAACCUAAUGUGGGUUAGGAGUGGGGUGGUGAAAUGAAUUCAGUAGUGUAUCUGCCGGUGGUUACCCCUGAGAUAACACGGCGGGGGCUUGUUAGCUUCAAUGUUUCGACAAAUGGUACUCACAGCUCUGCCUAACCCAGCACCAUUUCUUUCUCCCUCCCGCCUAGGCCUGAACAGGAUCAAUGGACAAACAGCUGAAUGAAAGGAAAGCUGGCAAUGUUUCAUUCUUCUUCUCCACGUUUUUUCUCUUUCCGUGUCGAUCAUCUCCAUUUUACUUGUAUGCUCUGUUCUGUUCUAUUUUUUUCUGUCUGUAAAUGUUUGAUAGUAAAAGUAGCCUUUAUAUAGCAUGGGUAGCAGCAGCAGAGGUAAAACAAUGAGCUUUUGAGAAAGUGUACUUGUAACUAGGAUGAAGAAAGGCCCCCUGAAUUUGGGAUGGCCCUAAGGAGCUGGGGGAAGAAGAAGAAGAAGGUACUGUUCAUUGGUGGGUAGGUUGGAGAAGGGUGGUGCUCGUUUGUUUUGGUAUUUUCUGGUUCUUCCCUGCACUGUUGUUUCUCCUCUUUUGUAUUCUGUUCAGUGACUUGAGAACAUGCAACAGUUUGUCACACUGUCUCGUCCCCAGACUCUUUCUGCAAAAAAAAAGUGUAAUGAAUCAUUAUUAUUAUUGUUUCUUCUUCUGUUCAUAGUGUUCAUUACUUCGUUGUAUCUCCAUUUCAGUAGCUGUUCAUAGUGUUCAUUGUAUCUCCAUUCUCCAGUUACCUACUUUGGGAAUGGCGGGUAUGGAAGAGUGGUGGGGUUGUUGUCGGUACAGCCAUGUGGCGGGGAUUUCAAGGGCGUUGAUUCCUUCAACAAAGUGUAGCGGAAAUCGGCGGUCGUAAAGCAAGCAAGCAAUCAAUCAAUCAUCUUCUUGGGGGGCCGGUAAGCAAUUGAAUUUGAUAUGGUUGAAGUUAGUGGGGGGGAAGAGACAAGGAGACCAUCUCUGUCAUUUCCCGGAAUCUGGAGACUUUCUUUUAAGCUCUUUUUAAAAACAGCUAAUACUCUGGUCUUAUCAUCCUAAAAAAAUCACAAUUGUUUAAACUUUAAUCCAAGAAUCAGGGUAAAUUAAUUCAUCAAUAAUCAAAAUAGUGACGCAGCAGCUGGAUGACAAUUGCGCUCCAGAGGGAAGUUCUCUUCAAUUACUAAGCCUUGUCUCUUGACUAAUGUGGAAUGCUUCCUUCGAAAAAGAAGAAGAAAAAAAAAAAAAGAUUCCAGAAAAUAGCAGUUAGAAUGUUGCGGGAAAGAACUGCAUUCAACCAACAAAAAACAAUGUCAUUUUACUGCUUACGACAGCCCUCACCUGCCGCGCUUCUCCCAAUCCUUUCUGGUUUUCCUGGAAUCUGGUUGGGCAGUAGCAGUCAUGGUCGUUGUAAUGGUCAAUGUCGAGCAGUGAAGAAAGAUCAUAACAAUAUCAAAUCCCUCCUCUCCCACCUUUUGAUUGCUUUCCCCAUUUCCCUCUCUUUUCAUUUAUAUCCCCAAGAGGGAAUUACAGAGUUUCGGUGAUCAAAAGCUCAGCAAACAGGUUUUGUAGUAGCUUAUGGUUCGUUUGUUGUGUAUUAGUGGCGCAUUGAUGGCGAAUAGGCAGGGAUUUGAAGGGGGUGUUUUGAUCCGUCCGAGUUAGAAAAGGCUACCGAGUUGGCGUUGCAAUGCACUCAAUCCCACCCUGCUCUGCGGCCGAAGAUGUCAGAAGUGUUGAAGGUUCUUGAAGGUCUCGUAGGGGCAGUUAGGCGUCGAGGAGCCACAAGCUGGAGGGUCGAAUGCCCUACGAGGCAAGGCCUUUCAGUUUCUCUGAGGCACCACGGUGAUAUCCAUGAAGCUUCUUCCUUCAUCAUUGAAGCAAUGGAGCUUUCAGGACCAAGAUGAUUAGGUGUCGCAUUUCGCUUCCCCUCCUUUUUUUCAGGAUGGAGAUGUAAAUGAACUUUUUCUGCAGACGUAGAAAUCCUUGUUGCUUGCGGAUUGCUGUGUACAAAAUGGUCACAGGUCAAAGGAUUGCUAGGGGGAAGGUGCAAUUGAGAGACCCUAUAGUUUAUAGGGAUUAUUUCCCUAAAUACAGUCAUAAUUAAAAAUAAUUAUCAGAAUACAUAACUUUUACAAAAAAAUUCCAAACUAUCAAAGUUUGACACGGUUCGAGUUCAGUAAACUCGAAAUACAUCAUAGAACGACGAUUAAGAACUCGAUCCACAAUCAAAUCGAGUUUUUAAAACUCGAUCACGAGUAGAUCGAUUUUUCAUGACUCGAUCUAGCAGAAUCGAUGACAAAGGACUCGAUCUAACCAUAUCGAUUUUUAAAAACUCGAUCUAAAUUGAUCGAUGCCAUAAAAAACGAUCAAUAAAAACGACUUUAGAAACCUCGAUCUGUAUAUGCACCAGAUUGAUGCCUUGUGACUCGAACAGAGUGGAUCGAUUGGCCUGGCCUCGAUCUACUGUUCAAUUAUCGCCAAAGCACUUUCCCCCGACAUGCUUCAGGAUAGGGUUGCAGGGAUAAGAUUCUUUGUUGUAUUGGAUCGAGUUGUUUGAACUCGAACUACACUAGUUCGAUUGCCCUAGACUCGAACCACUGCCCAAUUUUUCUACCAAGUCGCUUUCGGCCCGACAUGCUUCAGAAUAGGGUGCAGGGAUAAUAUUUUAUUGAUUGUAUAUGAUUGAGUUCUUUGGACUCGAACUAUGGUAGUUCGAUUACCUAGGCCUUGACCCACUACAUCAGUUUACGAAAAUAAUAAAAGCAAGCACUCAGCACAUUCUUGCUACUCAUAUACUUUCUAUCUUCUUUCUUCCAAACACAAACUGCAGCAGCUGAAGCACCAUAGUUGAGCAAAGAAGAAAAAUUUCGGAGGUAAGUUCUGCUUAUGUUGUUGAAUGAGCAUAUUAGAAUUUUGGAUUAAUUUAGUAUUGUUUGAACUAUAUGUAAUGGGCUGCUUCUAUAAACUGCAGAAAUGGGU
Messenger RNA from Linum trigynum, 4644 nucleotides. NCBI's taxonomy places the organism in Eukaryota, Viridiplantae, Streptophyta, Magnoliopsida, Malpighiales, Linaceae. The record is from the annotation of a GenBank genome assembly.